AGAGUCGGUUCGAAUCCAAAUCUCAACGGGAGAGAGAGAGAGAGAGAGAGAGAGAGAGAGAGAGAGAAUGAGCAGCCCGCGGAGGAAGAAGAUACAGAAGAAAUUCAAAAUAAGAGGCUAUAACCUCAAGAUCGAGGCCUUGAACGAGAUUCGCGCCUUCGUCGAUCAGUUCCCCGAAGAUGAAGAAGAAGCUAUCGAUCUUCUCCUCGACAAUCUCCAGCAGGAGUCGCUGAAAUCUUCUACAGUUGAUGGAGAAUCUGUUCGGAGAGUGGUGAAUCUCUUGUUGGAAGCUGACAAUGCGGCCGAUGAGCCCGCCACUACUGUUUCUGAGAGUGCUGCAUUGCGUGUUAUUGAUGCAUUUUUUGCGCCCAAGUAUCGAUACGAUGGUGUCAAGAAGCAGUUUAUUGAGCAUACAAGCAGCUUGCCUGUCCAUGGAGAGGCUUCUGCAAAAACAGCUUUAUAUAGGGACAGAUUUAUGUUGCUGUUGCAGAGAGUAUCUCGUGCAGAACAUUUCUCCAGACCUGCAUUUGAUACCGAGUUGUCAGGGUUCGAGAGUUAUGAGAUAUCUUCUAUCCAGUCUCUAAUCAUUCAGAAAGGAAGAAGAUGGGUGAUGGGCGUGAUCUCACAGCUGGAAGAUGGCCACUUCUAUCUGGAAGACCUUUCAGCUUGUGUUGAAAUUGAUUUGUCCAAAGCAAAGAUAACCACAGGAUUUUUCACGGAGAACAGUAUAGUGUUGGCAGAGGGCGAGCUGCAGGUGAAUGGUAUCUUUCAGGUAAUUACAUGUGGGUUUCCGCCAUUAGAGGAAAGGGAAAAAACAUUGAAGCUACAUGCUGGAUUCGACUUCUUUGGUAGUGGAAUGUUCACUAAAGAAGAGAUGCUUAAACUUGCAGACCUAGAAAGAAAAGCCGUGAGUGACACAUUUGUUGUACUGUCUGAUAUAUGGGUGGAUGAUGAAGAGGUUCUGGGGAAGCUGGAAAUUGUCCUCAGUGGUUUUGAAAGUGUGGAGAUAGUACCUUCCUUGUUUGUUUUCAUGGGAAAUUUUUGUUCCCAUCCGUGCAACUUAUCUUUUGGUUCUUAUUCAAAGCUUAGGCAGCAGUUUGGGAAACUAGGGAAAAUGAUUGGGAAACAUCCACGAUUAAAAGAGCAUAGUCGGUUUUUGUUCAUCCCGGGUCCAGACGAUGCAGGUCCAUCCACGGUAUUGCCCAGAUGUAGUUUACCAAGUUAUUUAACUGAAGAGCUUCGAGAAAUUAUUCCUAACGCCAUAUUCUCCAGCAACCCUUGCAGGGUCAAAUUCUACACACAGGAGAUUGUAUUCUUCAGGCAGGAUCUGCUCCAUCGGAUGCGUCGCUCCUGCCUUAUACCCCCUUCCACAGAAGAAACCGAGGACCCUUUUCAGCAUCUAGUGUACACGAUAACUCAUCAGAGCCACCUCUGUCCUCUACCACUCAUGGUGCAACCCAUCAUCUGGAACUACGAUCACGCCCUUCGGCUUUACCCAACUCCUCACACGAUGGUGUUGGGAGACAAGAGCGAGCAGAAGGUAUGCAAAUUCGGGGGAACCACAUGCUUCAACCCAGGCUCCUUCGCAACGGACAGCACUUUCGUUGCGUAUAGGCCUUCCACCCAUGAAGUUGAGUUAUCCGCCCUCUGAUCCACCCUCGUUAUAUUAUUGAACAAAGGUAUCAUCAAUUUCAUGAAAAACUUGUUUUUUGCAUUUUCUUUGAACAAAGAAAGAGUCCAUUAGUCCUCAUUUGCUGCUUCUGCUGUAAAAAGCCUCCUUUCUUUAACUGAUUGAUGAUGCUUCAGCAUUCUUGGCUUGAUUAGAGAACCUAAUUAACCAAUUGUUCAAAGUCUGGUUUCAUAGCUGUCAUACAUAUUCAUACACACACAUAUAUAUACAAUCAAAAUGUCAUGGCUUUGUUCGCU
This is a messenger RNA of Tarenaya hassleriana, 1926 nucleotides long. RefSeq names its product DNA polymerase epsilon subunit B. Bases 68 to 1651 code for a protein of 527 amino acids. Lineage: Eukaryota; Viridiplantae; Streptophyta; Magnoliopsida; Brassicales; Cleomaceae. Gene Ontology annotation, cellular component: epsilon DNA polymerase complex. The transcript is spliced from 13 exons. The record is from RefSeq and is a predicted model, not a curated record. Gene Ontology annotation, biological process: DNA-templated DNA replication; error-prone translesion synthesis. Gene Ontology annotation, molecular function: DNA binding.